Sebastes umbrosus (honeycomb rockfish) is the source of this 2267-nucleotide messenger RNA. Its product is annotated as nucleoside diphosphate kinase, mitochondrial-like. Gene Ontology annotation, biological process: GTP biosynthetic process; CTP biosynthetic process; UTP biosynthetic process. The record is from RefSeq and is a predicted model, not a curated record. Bases 51 to 668 code for a protein of 205 amino acids. The transcript is spliced from 5 exons. Gene Ontology annotation, molecular function: nucleoside diphosphate kinase activity. NCBI's taxonomy places the organism in Eukaryota, Metazoa, Chordata, Actinopteri, Perciformes, Sebastidae.
CGGUUAACUUCUCUCUCUAGAGGCAGACACAACACAACACACGUCAAAACAUGGUCAUGUUGCAGCAGUGCAUUUUCAGGAGAAUUCUCCAACCAUUUUAUUCAGGGCAUCAAGGAACCACUAAAAGUCUGCUGUCAGCUGGGUUUCCCACCAAGCUGCUGGGUGGACAUGGAGGAGCUGCUGGGCACAGGAGCAAAUCAACUGUUCCAGAUGUAAGGGAGCGGACUCUUAUUGCUGUAAAGCCAGAUGGAGUUCAACGUCGUCUUGUAGGACAAAUAAUUCAGCGGUUCGAGCAGCGUGGCUUCAAGCUGGUCGGCCUGAAAAUGUUGCAGGUGCCUGAUGACCUCCUGGCUCAGCACUACUCCCAACUGAGGACUAAGCCCUUCUAUCCCAGGCUGCUGGAGUACAUGACCUCAGGGCCUGUUGUUGUCAUGGUGUGGGAAGGGAACAAGAUAGUCCAGACGACACGUACCAUGGUGGGACAUACUAACCCAGCGGAGGCCCAGGCAGGCACAGUCAGAGGAGAUUUCAGCUAUCAUGUCAGCAGGAACGUGGUUCAUGCCAGUGAUUCACUGGAGAUGGCACAAAGGGAGAUCCAGCUGUGGUUUCAGAAAAAGGAGCUCCUGAACUGGGACUGCUGUGACCAGACCCUCACCUGUGAGGUGUGAAGAUGCUGUGAGCCGGACGCAGUGAGAAUCAGUAAUGCUACCUCUUCUCCUGCUGCUCAACGGUCUGUCUCUUUUGACCACAGUGAUUGAAAAAGAUAAGUCGUAUUCAGGGUUCCUAUCAAAUAAUUUACCUCAGUAAGUGCACUUAGAGUCACAAAGAUUUCAGGUUUUUUCCUCCAAUAAAUCAAGCUACCUUAGCAACUGCACACAUAUAGCUGUUACAUCUUUCAUUGAACGGCCACAACAGGAGAAGUUUACCUUUGGUCUCGGGGUGAGUAAUCGAAUAGAUACAGUAUUUUAUCAGUAUGUGUGAAACAUUGAGGUGCAGUGUCGAGCCAUAGUGUAUUAAUUAAACAUGAAUGACAAAUACAGAAAUUGUUAGUGGCUCAGUAACUGAUUUAAAGCUGACAUAUAUUGUAUGUGGCUCAAAGCAGUCAUAACAUCAACAAUCUAUAUUAAAAAUAACAAAAAAAUAAAAUAAAAAAUGCAAAUAUUACCAAGUAAUAAAGACAAAGUCAGCUCUAAUUUGUUUGACUCAUUGCACAUAUGGUAAAAAUGUAAGAGCUGACUUUCACCCCCUGUCGCUGCUCUGCUGUAUGAUGAUCACGCACAGCUCCAGCUGGCUAAUAGAUUCACAAAAUAUUGCAUUAAGUUUUUCAUCACAGUGAGAAAAGAAAUCACAAAUUUUCAAGAGACUGAUAUCCCAUUUUUGGCAACAUAAAACAAUUAAAUGACAUUUUAACAAAGCCUUGCUGUGAAGUAAUAAGUAAAAUGGUGUAUACAUUCUUGGUUGUUUAACAAUAGUGUUGUUUUGGGAGUAAUACGCACACUAAUAACCUUUUUAGUCAAGUCUUUACUUGAACUAUAUCCUCAAAUACUUUAAGUGUAAUUAUUCUACUUGACUGAAAUUGUAAAUUUGUGUAAAUUGUUGAAUGAUCCUCCUACCUCUGUUUAAAAGAAGAAAGAAAUGAAAUAAGAGGGUAAAUAGUUUCAAGUGCAAAACUUUGUCAGGAAAUCAAAUAAUCCCUGUUUACACUAGAACAUUUGACCUCUGGUGAAUGUUAUUUGUAAAAUGUGCUUGUGCUGUCAGUGCAAAAAUGUACCAAAGUAACGUGAUGGUGAUGAUUUACCUCCGCCUGCUAUUAUUGAACACUUAAUGAUUCAGAUUUGAUGUAUGUUGACAUCUUCAGUGUCACUUUCUUAAUUCUUCAUACAGUUGAAAAAUCUAGUUCAGUCUGUUGCGCACAAUAUUACAUUAUUAAUAUAUUAUGAAAUGACUUAUCUAGAAUUCUUCAAAUAGUUUUUAUGUUUUGAUCAUAUAACAGAAUAUGGAAAGAAAGGUUGCAGUAAACUCAUAGAUAUCAUAAAAAAAUACACAUAAUUUAAGUUUUAUUCAAGCCAAUAUAUUCACAGUAUCCCUUAUGUUACUGUGUUGUACAUUAUGUCAUGUCAGGACGGAAAUAGUGUGUUGAUUGUGUAUCAGUUGAAUGUGUAUUUGGUCUAAAACAGCAUCUGGCUACAACAAGCGACAUUGUCUUAAGUGCACAGAUUGAUGUGCAAGCAAUAAAAACUCUGAAUCAAUAAAAACAUCUGACUGUU